Molecule: messenger RNA, 1328 nt
Organism: Chondrus crispus (carragheen)
Lineage: Eukaryota; Rhodophyta; Florideophyceae; Gigartinales; Gigartinaceae
Exons: 2
Coding region: 1-699 (232 amino acids)
Source: RefSeq, a predicted model, not a curated record
AUGCGUCGUCCUGUUCUGCUUCUGCCUCAUAGUAGCAUCAUCCAAUUCCCAUGCGCGCCUCUCCGCAAAAGUGACUCGUGUCACGCUUUUCCACAAACAUCCAUUCCACCUCAUUGCAUGCGAGGCAAUCUGCCUCGCAUGCAGUACCAUUCGCGUUCCAAGCUGGAACCAACCUCCCUGUGUCGCAGCUUUCCCCCCGCCCUCCCCUUGUUCCAGAACAUCUGCCCACGUGGCCUGGUCUCAGUAAUGUGCUUCAAACCCAGCUCCUCGUCCACUUCCAUCACUUUAAACCGCCCCAGCCCAAGCAAAACACAACCGUAUGCGCGUUUAUGCAGUAUCGAACCUCUUCGCUGUAAGGGCCACCCCGUUUGGCAAGCUGAAAUCUUCGCCACCCUAAUCCCCCCCUCGCGUCCCAGCAAGAAAAAAAAAAACCUUUGCCGCUCACGCCCACGUCCUCCCAGCUCGCACGCGGCGCUGCAAUGGGUUUCCACACUCCCUUCUUUCGAGACCCGUUCUGGGACCUGCACCUGUCGCCCCUCGCCGCGAACCUGCGGCGCGGGGCGCGCGGGAGCUCGUGCCACUCGUGCCACUCGUGCGCGACGGUCCAGCCGAGCUACAAGCUGCGCGCUUCCUCCAUCAAGGCGACGCUGCAAGUCGAGCUGCCCGGCGUCCCGCAGGACGCCGUCUCCGUGCAGGUAGAGAUGAACAAGCUGGUCAUCAAAGGCACGCGCUACAAAAGGGAGCCGGGGUCCUGCGCUGUCAGGACACACAAGGACGAGUCGCUCGUCGAGUGCAGGUACCUCCUGGAGUUCACGUUGGGCGAGUCCGUGGAUAAGGAGUGCGUCAAGGCCGAUUGUUGCGGCGACGGCUUGCUAUUUGUCACCGUGCCUUUUGUCGAUAAGGUCGUUAAAAUCGUCGAGAUUGGUGCGUGAAUGGGAGGGGGACGGGGUGGUCUCACGAAGCUCUGAGAACUCUCAGGAAGGUUUGAGGGCUGGGACACCGUUUUGCAUGCGGUUCUGACGAGUUCGUCGUUCGUAGUGGCCUGGAAACUUUGUCCAUAAGUACCUUGUCAGUUAUUUUAGAGUCGUUGCUUUUCUUCACACAACUCUCUUGAAGGAGUCCAAGCACGCCUGUGUGCACCUGUUUAAUGUUCUUCUGUGCUUACGUUCCCGCAGCAACAUUGCAUCAAGAAAGAGGCCAAAGAUUUGGUUUGGCUUUUGUGGUGGAAGCAGAAAUUCUAAUUCCUCCUGGUCUGAUGAUGUAUACCGAAAUGUAAAAGAAAGCAUCAGCACGUUUGCUGCGGAAAAGAUAAAUUGCAGACUACUCGA